UGAAGUGACAAGGCUGUAAAUUUCCCCCUGUUCUGCCCAGGUCCUACCUUUUCAACUUCUUAUACGGGCCUACUAGGAACUGCAGCUGGUCCUGGACGCUAUCCUUUCUCUUUUUAUUUAUUUCGUCGAAUUCUCCUUCUUUAAUCUUUUCACUGCUUAAUAGAGAUGGUUCAGCCUCUCAAUGGGAAACCAUUGCCCAACUUUGAAAUAGGCGACGACUACGAAAUAACGCACACAAUUGGGGCAGGAGCAUACGGGCAGGUUGUCGCAGCGGUACACACACCCUCCGGUCGUAGAGUUGCCAUCAAGAAGAUCAUGCCUUUCGACCAUGUUGUCUGUGCCCUUCGAACAUUGCGCGAACUCAUGUUCUUGAAAUAUUUCACCCAGUCGUCGUGCAAUGGAAAUAUCAUCACUAUCCUAAAUAUCAUCAAACCCAAAUCGAUAGAAUCAUUCGACAAUGUCUACUUUAUUCAAGAACUUAUGCAGACCGAUCUACACCGCGUCAUUCGUACUCAAUGUCUGACCGAUGAUCAUUGCAAGUAUUUCAUCUACCAGAUACUUCGAGCUCUCAAAACAAUACACGGAGCUAACAUCGUUCACCGUGAUAUCAAACCUGCCAACCUUCUGGUCAAUGACAAUUGCGAUCUUAAAGUGUGCGAUUUCGGGUUCGCGAGGAGUAUGAGCACUUGUGAAACGUUCGGGAAAGGCUCAAGUCGUGAUGGGCCUGGAGUCAUGACCGAAUACGUUGCAACUAGAUGGUAUCGUGCUCCAGAAAACAUGCUAUCCAAUAAGACUUAUACGAAGGCAAUCGAUAUAUGGGCUGUAGGAUGUAUCCUUGCUGAACUGCUGUCAGGGCGUCCUUUGUUUCCUGGCCGAGAUUAUGUCCACCAGGUUGAUCUCGUCCUCGACAUUCUUGGGUCACCCUCUGCGGAAGACUUUUCUACGAUUACUUCUCGUCGCGCAAGAGAAUAUGUGCGCAGUUUGCCUUUCAGAAGACGCAAAGAUUUUCGGGUUCUGUUUCCUCAUGCUUCUGAGGAUGCUACUGAUUUCUUGAGCAAAACUCUGACCUUCCAUCCUAAAGAGCGUAUGACUGUGGAGGAGGCGCUUGAGCAUCCCUACGUCGCGCCUUAUCAUUAUCCUGAGGACGAGCCUUGUGGUUCACCUCUCGCGGCGGAAAACUUUGAGUUCGAUUUGCAAAAAGAGCAACUCUCCAAGGCAGAACUCAAAGAACUCUUGUACGAAGAGAUAUCGUCGUUCCAUUCUGAUUUCUCUACCUCCGCUGUUACUUCCACUGCAUGAAAAAUUAACGUCU
Messenger RNA from Lentinula edodes (shiitake mushroom), 1312 nucleotides. Its product is annotated as putative MAP kinase. The coding region runs from base 166 to 1299 and encodes 377 amino acids. The record is from RefSeq and is a predicted model, not a curated record. NCBI's taxonomy places the organism in Eukaryota, Fungi, Basidiomycota, Agaricomycetes, Agaricales, Omphalotaceae. Gene Ontology annotation, biological process: intracellular signal transduction; protein phosphorylation. Gene Ontology annotation, molecular function: ATP binding; MAP kinase activity. The transcript has 9 exons. Gene Ontology annotation, cellular component: nucleus; cytoplasm.